Messenger RNA from Fusarium vanettenii 77-13-4, 720 nucleotides. RefSeq lists its product as uncharacterized. Bases 1 to 720 code for a protein of 239 amino acids. Lineage: Eukaryota; Fungi; Ascomycota; Sordariomycetes; Hypocreales; Nectriaceae. The transcript is spliced from 6 exons. The record is from RefSeq and is a predicted model, not a curated record.
AUGAAAUUCCAGGCUGAUCAAGUUCUUUCUGGCGUGAGUCUGGCCGAGCUAGGCAUAUGCUGGCCCUCGUAUUGCCGUUUGGUGCCCAUUGUCAAUGAGGUUCCCUUAUACGACUUGAGUCCUCGGAUGAGACAGGGUGACGCCAAGACGAUGUAUAAUCCCGAGUACCACACCCUCAUAGACCUGCCCCAAACUCAUGUGGAAGGUAUCAAGCCCAAGCGCGAGGCGUACACGUUCCUGGAGGCUCAUGCGAUGAUGUGGUCCCAGAGAUUCGGCCACGAGACCCGAUCGUUCCCAGGUGAAACUGAUAGCGCGGUUCGAGCGGAUGCUGUUUUACGUGUGUUUACGAGUCACCAGAACGCCUGGCAACUAUCAUGGGAACAAGGUCUAGCCCAACUUUUGCCCUCCUUCAACUACAGUGCCUCUAAGGAUUUGACUAAGGCACAAAAGAACCUUGCGUGCUACGAACACCCGGAUAUUGAGAAUGAAAUCGGGCAUCGAGAGGACUCCACCGCCCGCCUCCCUCGGCUAGGCAUAUCCCGUUGGUACUAUCAAGUGCACAGAGAGUAUAUGGAGACUAGCAUAGGACUCUUCCCGAUGCUGCUCUCAUUGAUAUGCUGCGAACUGUACAACAUCAACAUGUUUAUCCGUAUGGAGCGAGAUGUGCUUGAUGCUCUUGAUUGGGUCAUUGGGCACCCGACUUUAGACUCAUUUUCGUAA